AUGGAAUAUUCAGACGAAGAUCGGAUGGAUCCCAACCGUCCCUCUGGGGAGUUUGCGUACCCCGAUAUUGACGAGACGAUACAUUACCCAUGGCAAGGGAAUCAGCAGCCAAGCCAGGGUGAACAGUCUAUUCACUCGGUGAUAGAUCCCCGUCUAUACAGAGAUCUAUUCUCCGCAAGUGCCUCACAGUUGCCUGACAAAUCUCUUGGCCAUGGCGAAGGCGAAGAAGAUGACCAAUAUGCCGAGGAAAUGUUUCACGAGAUUGAUGACUCGGCCGAGGACUCUACGUAUGAGUUCUCGGAAGAAGGGACCUCGGAAGAUGACGAAAUUUCUGAUGCACCGGCGGAGGAAGACGAUGAUGAUGAGGAGUCGUAUUCGCGCAGACGUCGACGUCGCAGAGGUACUGGUCCCUUUUCCGGUCGCUACGGUGCGCGAGGUGGUAAAGGAAUCAAAAGAGGCCCUCGAAAACCUAUGGAGCCUAGCCCGGAGUUUAAAAUUCUUCAUUCUGAGGCUACAGCUGCAUUCAUUGAUGGUGACUAUGACCGCGCCAUCGACUUGGUCAAACGGGCGAUUCAAAUUAACCCAGAGAUGUUUGCUGCGCAUUCUCUUCUCUCAGAAAUCUUCCUCGCGCAGGGCGAGAAAGACAAAGCAUUGACUGCACUUUUCAAUGGCGCCCACACGCGUCCCAAAGACCCUUCCGUAUGGGCUAAGGUGGCGAGAAUGAUAUUGGAACGGGCUGGUAAUGAUCGUUAUAACUCCCUGAACGAUGUCAUUUACUGUUAUAGUCGUGUGAUCGAAAUAGAUCCAAGGAACUACAAUGUGCGUUUUCAGCGAGCUGCAAUGUAUCGGGAAUUAGGGCACAAUGGUCGAGCUGCUACGGAGUACGAGAGGAUCCUAAGAGAUCUCCCACACAAUAUCAGGGCUCUUCGCCAUCUUGCUGAAACUUACAUUGAUAGCAAUGACGUCCAGAAGGCCGUCGACCAUUGGACUAGGAGUGUCAAACACUUGAUGUCUCUUGGCCCAGAAGCAACGCCGGAGUUCUCGUGGUCCGAUAUUAAUAUAUAUGCUGAACUUUACAGCUACCUGGGCCAGCAUGAAGAAGGGCUUAAGGCUCUGAAAUCGCUUUCAAGAUGGUUUCUUGGUCGCAAAGAUGACACGAUGUGGGACAAUUUUGACGAGGACGACCGAGAAUGGGAUGCCGACGAUUCUCCACGACGCAUCAAAGCCGAUGGAUAUAACCCAGGACAAUGGUCGCGAGAUUCUUAUGGGCUUGGUCUUCCACUUGAGCUCCGGAUCAAGCUCGGUUUGUUCCGGUUGAAAAUGGGAUAUAGUCACAAAGAUGAGGCCCUGCACCACUUUGAAUGGCUAAACCCGGAGGACAUGUCUGAAGGGGCUCGGCUGUAUGACUAUGGCGACCUCUUCCGUGAAGUUGCGGAUGCCCUGAAGGACGUGGGGCUGCUUGAGGAUGCGCUUCGCUUUUAUAUGCCGAUUCAGCAAACUAAUGACUACGCGGAUGUCAGCUUCUUCUUGGCAAUGGGGGAUUGUUGUCGGCAGUUAGACAGGUUCGAAGAGGCCGAGAACUGCUAUCUCACGGUGGCGGAGUAUGACCAGAGAAAUAUUGAGGCGCGUGUGCAGUUAGCAAAGUUAUAUGAGAGUAUUGAAAUGACGGAGCAGGCCCUCCGAACAGCAGAUCUGGGCCCCGGAGCGGCGCCUUUGAAGACAAUUGCCCCUUGUCCCUCUGAGGAUGAAAUGCAAGCAGCGCCGGCAGCGCCUGCACUGACGGCGGCUCCGUCAGCUGCUGUGAGCAAGGAGCGUUCUCCGGAGCCCGAGGGGAUGAAAACCGAGAAUGUGCGGUAUCUAUACUCCAAAUUAUUGCGGCUACAGCCCCAUAUCAAGGAUGGGCAUGCGGAAGCAACGGAGGACUGGCUCGAUAUUGCAGACGCCUUGUUGCGCGAGUUCCGGUCCAACCGAGUCUUUUACCCACCCGAGCGGUAUAUGGUCUUUUUGGGAUAUUCACGGGGGUCGCAAAGAAGGGUGGGAAAACAUAAGAACCGAUCAUUUAUGGAUGAAAUGCAGGAAAUGGCAGGGCGCCUCCAGGAAACUCUAGGAACUGCCUCCGAGGAAUCUCGGCAAGGCCCUAUACCGACGGAUUACCAUGGAAUUUCGUUCGACGAAUGGCUCGAUGUAUUCCUUCAGUACGCUCUAGUUGUGGCGGGGCAAAACGAAACUGAUGAAGCGUACGAUACACUUGCUGCUGCCGCGGAUGCCAGUGUCUGGUACCACUCGAAGAACAGCACCCGUCAGAUCCACGUUUGCUGGUUCACCUGUGCCCUACGAGCACAAGACGAAGAAACACUUGCGAAUGAGGCGCGCUGGUUCAUCAAAGAAUACCAAUUCGUCACAGACACAUAUCGCCUGUUCGCCAUAUUAAGCCGGCUUAGCGGAGAUCCUCACCGUUCCUUGUUCCACUCCUCGCCGAAUAUGAAAUUUAUGCUGCGUCAGAUCAAGGCCAUGGACUUCACACUGCCAAACAAUCGCGAGGGUGGCCGCACUGGGAAGGUAGCGCGCGACAGAGUCUACAAGGAACGCGCCGCUCUAUCGACCCGGGACGAGACGGGGGAAGCUAUACCCGCGGAGGAAAUGGAUGUCGCGCUUCUUGUUCUCUACGGACAUAUCCUUUACUCCGGCAACAGCUUCUUCCCGGCUCUGAAUUACUUCUUCCGUGCUUAUACUCUGGACGACCAGAAUCCGGCGGUUCUUUUGUCCAUCGGGCUUUGCUACAUCCACCACUCUCUCAAGCGUCAAUCCGAAAAUCGACACUAUCUCAUAAUGCAGGGGCUCUCAUUCAUGCACGAGUACCGGCGCAUCCGUGAACGGAAAGGGGCUCUCCUGCCGGAGCGCCAAGAAACAGAGUUCAAUUUCGCCCGCAUAUGGCACAUGCUCGGCCUCGCACACUUGGCAGUAGAGGGCUAUAAGCGGGUGCUGGCUCUAGGCGAGCAGAUACGGACUUGCGAAUCUCGGGGAGAUGUCGCCAUGGUGGACGCAGGAUCGGAGCUGAAGCCAGUCUUUGUGGAGGACUUCUCGCGCGAAGCAGCUGUAGCUCUCCAAAACAUCUAUGCGCUGAAUGGGGAUCUUCAGUCGGCGCAGGAAGUGACAGCCAAAUGGCUUGUGAUUUAG
Molecule: messenger RNA, 3177 nt
Organism: Aspergillus tanneri
Lineage: Eukaryota; Fungi; Ascomycota; Eurotiomycetes; Eurotiales; Aspergillaceae
Gene: TFC4
Product: transcription factor TFIIIC subunit tfc4
Exons: 5
Coding region: 1-3177 (1058 amino acids)
Biological process (GO): transcription by RNA polymerase III
Cellular component (GO): transcription factor TFIIIC complex
Molecular function (GO): protein binding
Source: RefSeq, a predicted model, not a curated record